AUGAGUGAAAUAAUGAAUGUUCAAGCCAAUACAUCGAAUGUACCAGCUAUUGCAUGCAAUCGGUUCCAUUAUAAAACAGCUAUUGUUACUGGAGCUGGUUCCGGUAUAGGACGAGCUGUACUUUUACGUCUGGUCGACGAGGGUGCUUGUGUUUUUGGUAUUGAUCUCAAUGAAACUGGAUUAAAAGAAACGAUUCAAUCAUCAUCUCACCCAGAACGGAUUUCAAUAGCUGUAAUGUCUGUUACGGAUGAAGAAAAAGUGAUCGAAAAAAUCAACAAAUAUGUAACUCUUCGAGGUCAUCUCGAUGUUCUUGUCAAUGUAGCUGGUAUAUUACGUACAAGUUCAGUCGCUGACACAUCAUUAUCAGAUUUUCGUACUGUUCUUGAUACAAAUUUGAUUGGAACAUUUCUGAUGUGUCGUACUUGUCUUCCUCAUUUAGUAACUACAAAAGGUAAUAUAAUAAAUAUCGCUUCAACAGCUGCUCUACAUGGUCAUCCAUUUAUGUCUGCAUAUGCAGCAAGUAAAGGGGCUAUUGUUGCAUUUACAAAAGCUCUUGCACGAGAAUAUCUUCUUCAAGAUGUACGUGCAAAUGUUGUAGCUCCAGGUGGUAUCGAUACGCCCAUGAAUAAGAAUGUUCAAUUGCCGUUAAAUGUGAAUCAUCGUUUAUUUGAUAAUUUAAGAAUGCCCAAUGGACGAUUUGGUAAACCAGAAGAUGUGGCUGGCGUCGUGGCUAUGUUAGCAUCUCAAGAUGGAUGUUUCAUAAAUGGAGACAUAAUUCGUGUCGAUGGUGGUGUUCAUAGUUGA
Rotaria socialis is the source of this 804-nucleotide messenger RNA. The record is from the annotation of a GenBank genome assembly. Lineage: Eukaryota; Metazoa; Rotifera; Eurotatoria; Philodinida; Philodinidae.